This is a messenger RNA of Carica papaya (papaya), 2134 nucleotides long. Its product is annotated as translocator assembly/maintenance protein. Gene Ontology annotation, molecular function: phosphatidate cytidylyltransferase activity. Gene Ontology annotation, biological process: CDP-diacylglycerol biosynthetic process; cardiolipin biosynthetic process. Lineage: Eukaryota; Viridiplantae; Streptophyta; Magnoliopsida; Brassicales; Caricaceae. The record is from RefSeq and is a predicted model, not a curated record. Gene Ontology annotation, cellular component: mitochondrion.
UUCGGAAUGCCCUCUUCUCUCUCUCAUAAUUGACGACUGAAUCCUCUAUCCAUUUUUGAAUUUGAGUUAAAACUCCAAAAAUAAAAAAACCCACAAGGAAAGAAUUUGAGCCUGCGAGGUAAACAAUUUUGAGUAGAGCGUGGUUGGUGAGAGAGUCGUGCUUCUGAGUUGCACAUUAGAUGUUUGAGGAAAGUUCGCUUUGGAAGCACAGAGUUAUUCAUUUAUAUCGUCGAUGAUUCAGCAUUCAGUUCAAAUUGGGAAACUCUGUUUGUGCUCCUCCUUUUCCCCCAAGAGCAACAAGGUGUUCUCAAAAUAGUAACCAAGCUGAACCUGGGAGAUUAAAGGAUACCUUGUUUUUUGUGCUAGCAUGUGAGAAAGCUCAGUAAAUGAUCCAAAAGGAAAGGGCUUUUAGCUAGGCUGAUUUGUACGGUUGUCUCUAUUUGAUCAUUUUUAUGGUAGCUGUUUAAUGGGUUAGUUUCAACAGGUUGGUCUUAUAAAAAUACAAUUUUUACUCGUCUAGUUGUACCUUUCACUUCUUGUGUGCGCAAAUUCGUGAAAUUGGUUUGAAGCAAAGCACAGUUCUAAUGCGCAAGUUGAUCAUGGGUGAUUCGGAGAAGGGUUUAUUAGUAUUCUUAGUUGUUAGCUGUAUCUGCAAUUUUAUUUUGUUAAAAAAUGGAGGCCUUUUGUUCAUGUUUACCAAGACGUUCAAGCUUCAUGGUAUAUUGUUGACAUUUCUUCUAAGUAUAUAUCCUUUUUUCCUUUUGUUAUUAACUUUUAUGGUUGUACAUCUGCGUGUAUUUUUAAGUGUAAUUGCGAGAAUGGAGAAUGAGAAGCGAGAUGAGCUUGUGAGUUUCUUGAAAGUUCUUCCGCCUGUAGAGUUCUGUUGUGUCUAUGGUUCAUCUCUUCAUCAGAACAACUAUGAUAAGUCAGCUAUGGUAGAUUUCAUUCUUGGUGUAUCAGAUCCCCUGCAAUGGCAUUCUGAAAAUAUUAAAAUGAAUUCAGAUCAUUACGCUUCAUGGAUGGUGCUCCUUGGUGGGGCAAAGCUGGUAACUGAAGUUGCAGAUGAAAUAGGAGUAGGCGUGCACUUCAAUCCAUUUGUUACUUGGAAUGACAAGAUGUUCAAAUAUGGGGUUGUCCGGAUGCACGACUUGGUUCAGGAUGUACUGAACUGGAAGCGGUUCUACUUGAGUGGUCGUUUACAAAAGCCGGUGCAUAUACUUGUGGAUAAUUUGGACAUAGAGAAUGUAAAUUCUGUUAAUUUGCGAGGUGCAGUAUCUGCUGCUCUCCUCCUUUUGCCUUCAAAAUUUUCUGAGGCAGAUCUCUAUGCCAAAAUAUGUAGCCUUUCAUACAUGGGUGACUUGCGGAUGCUUUUUGCAGAGGAUAGAAAUAAGGUAAAGAAGAUUGUGCAGGGACAGUUUGAUUUAUUCCACUUGAUGUACAAACCAUUUCUUGACGAUUGCAAGGCUAAACAUCUUUUGAGGUUUUCGUCAGAUGGAAAUAGCAAAGAAAAUAUACAUCAGGACUGCAGUUUAUCAGUGACUCGCUCUCUGGUUUCUUCUCUUCCUUCAACAGUUAGAAGAAGAAUGGGAAUGAAGCUAGGAGAAAAGAAAAUACUGACUGAAUCUGGUCGAGUUUUGCAGGAAGUUAUGAUUCCCUCAAGAGAAGAAGUUGCAAAAUGCAUGCAGCACAUUAUGAAGCGAACUGUUAUGGUUUCAAGUGCGAGGCAGGCAGUAUCUGGUUUUGUGGCUGCAGGUUGUGUUAAUGCCGCUAGGUAUCUGGGCAACAAAAUGCGCAAGGCGUGGAAAUCCCGGUAAUGAUACUGUAUAUUGCAUUCCUUCCCUGCUCCGGUGAUUUUCAAGUGGUUAAGAUGGGGAAGUUGGAGGCGCAGUUUGUUAUUUACUCAUAGUUAUUGAGAUUUUACGAGAGGGAGUGAAAUUUUGAUGAGAAGUUUUGUACUGACACAGUUCAAGAUAUUGUACUAACUAAAAUACUGAGCAUAGAACAUUUUGUCAGACCCCUUAGGCUGAAUAAGCUACCCAAGAUUCAAGAAUUCUUUAGCAAAAAGGUACUGGAAAACCAAAAAGAAAAAAAAAAAGAAUGAAUAAAUGAACGCAUAAAAUCAAACGUUCGUCGA